Menidia menidia (Atlantic silverside) is the source of this 405-nucleotide messenger RNA. The record is from the annotation of a GenBank genome assembly. NCBI's taxonomy places the organism in Eukaryota, Metazoa, Chordata, Actinopteri, Atheriniformes, Atherinopsidae.
AUGGCGUGCGAGACGUUCAGGGCCGUGCCGGUCUCCCGUUUUCUGCGGAACAUGGAGACCAACCAGCUGAACCUGAUGCACCGAGGCCUGGGGCCUCAGGUAACUAACAACCGAAUCCCCCCUGAGGGAGCCAUCCGCCUCGCUCUGGGCCUCAAAGCAAACAAGACAAUCAAAUUCCUGCAUAUUGGCAGGAACCCCAUCCAGAGUGCCGGUUGCUACGGGAUACUUCAGUCGGUUCGAGAAAAUCCAAAUUCAGCCAUGGAGACACUGGACUUUUCAAACAUCCCAGUCAACCAGGAGUUUGAGGAGUUGUACUCAGCAGUGAAAGAGAUCUUCCCUGGGCUCCGAGUUAAGCACGGGGGCCUUAGCGGCACUUUCGGUCGAGCGAAAGCCGGAAAAGAGUGA